Molecule: messenger RNA, 660 nt
Organism: Belonocnema kinseyi
Lineage: Eukaryota; Metazoa; Arthropoda; Insecta; Hymenoptera; Cynipidae
Product: proline-rich receptor-like protein kinase PERK8
Exons: 4
Coding region: 1-660 (219 amino acids)
Source: RefSeq, a predicted model, not a curated record
AUGCAAGAAAGCAGGCAAGCGAGAGAAGAGGAAUCAGCGGAUCUUCUUCUUGAUCUUCUUCUUCUUCUUGCUCGAUGGCUGUGGUUAUCGAACCUCCAACUAUCCAAGUUCAGUAAAAUCAUCGGCAUGGCCAUAGCGAUUCGCGAUUCGCGAUUUGCGCUGAAUGACCCGCAGGCACCUCUACAAACAACGCCACCACCAUUACCUCCUCCACCAUCUCCACAUCCUCCACAUCCUCCACCUCCUCCGCCUCCUCCAACUCCUUCUCUUCCUAUCUUUCGAUGUCCUACUAACUGGCGGAGGGACUAUGAAUUAGUGUCAGAGAAGAAUAUUGGAAAUCCUCCUCCUACUCCUCUUUCACUUCCAGCUCCACAACCAACGCCACCACCUUCACCUCUUCCUUCAAAUCCUCCUUCACCUCCUCAUUCAUCUCCUCCUCCUCCUGCUUCUAUCUUUCGAUGUCCUACUAACUGGCGGAAUUCGAUUUCCAUUCCAUGCUUGAGGAAACCCUUAGAAGCAUCGCGUCGCGUCUUUGGAGCCCUGCGGGCGUCACUCCCCGGAAAAGCAGUGGCUGGUACCGGGCAAUUACUUUACGGUCAGCUCGCGGAAAGGGUGGUGGAGAAUCGAGACUGGAGAAUGGGUUAUGGUGUGGGGGUGUAG